AUGCGUGCAAAUACCAUUGAUAUUCAUCCAAAUGCAACAUGGCCCAAUAAUGGUAUCACUGUUGCUGGAGGACAUGGAUCGGGCAGUAACACCAAUCAACUCUAUCAUCCAUGGGCUUUAUACGUCGACGACAAUCUAACGGUUUAUGUUGCUGAUUCGUGGAAUGAUCGUAUUAUGGAAUGGAAAUCUGGUGCAACGAAUGGCACCGUAGUUGCUGGUGGCAAUGGAAAAGGUAACGGAGCUAAUCAAUUAAAUUUCCCAGCAGAUGUGAUUAUCGACAAAGAAACCGAUAGUCUCAUCAUCAACGAUCGAUUGAAUAGAAGAGUAGUUCGAUGGCCUCGUCGAAAUGGUACUCGUGGAGAAACAAUUAUUUCAAAUAUCGAUUGCUUCGGUUUAACAAUGGAUGACAAUGGUUAUCUCUAUGUCGUUGACUAUGAAAAACAUGAAGUAAGACGAUAUAAAAUUGGUGAUACUCAAGGGACACUAGUUGCAGGUGGUAAUGGACAAGGAAAUGGUCUCAAUCAACUCCCUGUUCCCCGCUACGUCUUUGUUGAUCGAGAACAUUCAGUUUAUGUGUCUAAUUUUGGAAAUUAUCGAGUCACAAAAUGGGAACAAGGUUCAAAACAAGGCAUUGUUGUAGCUGGUGGUCAAGGACAAGGAAAUAGUCUUACACAAUUGGAUGGUCCUGAAGGAAUCGUUGUCGAUCAACUGGGUACUGUCUAUGUGGCUGAUUGUCAUAAUCAUCGAAUUAUGCGUUGGCCAAAAGGUGCCAAACAAGGAACUGUCAUUAUUGGUGGAAACGGUUCUGGAUCGCAGUCGAAUCAACUCUAUUAUCCCAGAGGUUUAUCCUUCGAUCGACAUGGUAAUCUCUAUGCCGUCGAGAGCGGAAAUUGUCGAGUACAAAAAUUUGAACUCAAAUAA
This is a messenger RNA of Rotaria sp. Silwood1, 921 nucleotides long. The record is from the annotation of a GenBank genome assembly. Lineage: Eukaryota; Metazoa; Rotifera; Eurotatoria; Philodinida; Philodinidae.